Molecule: messenger RNA, 609 nt
Organism: Gongylonema pulchrum
Lineage: Eukaryota; Metazoa; Nematoda; Chromadorea; Rhabditida; Gongylonematidae
Source: the annotation of a GenBank genome assembly
AUGAUAGGGCGGAAACUCGAAGAAGCUCGCAACGAAACGAAUGAUUCGCUGAGAAAGCUAUCACAGGUUGAAAGCGAGCUACAAGAAGCUAAACAGCAGUAUCGGCAACAAGAAGAAGAACUGCAUCGCAAAUCCAAUUUCCUGAAUAUCGUGGAAACGGCGAAAAGUAAGCUAGAAGCGGUCAUCUGGGACUUGCAGACUGAAGUGAAAGCACUUAAGAAUAAGGUUGAAUUUCUGGAAAAGGAGCGGGAAAAUCUGCAGAGUCAGAGUGAAAGUCAAACCAAACUGCAAAAUUCACAAGUUAAUGCUCUGGAGGCGGUACUCGAAUCAGUCACCAAGGAAAAAAAGUCCACGAAGGACCAUUACGAAGGCUUACUGGAACGUGAGCGUCAGCAGGCGCAAGAACGUGAGUAUGCGAUGAAAAAAGAAUUCAGUUCAAAAUUAAAUGAACUGGAAUCGCAGUACAAUAGUUUGAAGGAUCAUUUGGAAAGCGAUGUACAACAGAAUCAAGGAGAGGAAGUGUCGAUGUUGAAGGAAGAAAAAAGUGUGCUAUCAGUAGAAGUUGAUACGUUGAAACGUAAACUUGAUUUGCUGACAUCAAUGAAAGAG